GAUCCUACACUUCCCGGCGCCGCGCGCGCAGGGCGGCGCCACAGGAAGCGCGGCGCGGGUCUUUCCGGCCGUGCGCGCGCCCCGAGCGGAGGCGCGCCCCGAGCCUGCACCGACGAGACAAGAUGGCCGGGCUGCCCCGCAGGAUCAUCAAGGAAACCCAGCGCUUGCUGGCGGAGCCAGUCCCUGGGAUAAAAGCGGAGCCGGAUGAAAGCAACGCACGCUAUUUUCAUGUGGUCAUUGCAGGUCCACAGGAUUCCCCCUUUGAGGGUGGGACAUUUAAACUUGAACUAUUCCUUCCAGAAGAAUAUCCAAUGGCAGCUCCUAAAGUACGUUUCAUGACCAAAAUUUACCAUCCUAAUGUAGACAAGCUGGGAAGAAUAUGUUUAGAUAUUUUGAAAGAUAAAUGGUCCCCAGCUUUGCAGAUUCGUACAGUUCUGCUAUCAAUCCAGGCUUUGUUAAGUGCUCCCAAUCCAGACGAUCCACUAGCAAAUGAUGUAGCUGAGCAAUGGAAGACCAAUGAAGCGCAAGCCAUAGAAACAGCCAGAGCAUGGACUAGGCUAUAUGCCAUGAAUAAUAUUUAAAUGCGCUUUGAACAUCAAGUGUGCAUCACCUCUCCUGUUCUGCCAAGACCUCUUCCUUUUUUUGUUUGCAUUUAAUGGACACAGUCUUAGAAACAUUACAGAAUAAAAGCCCAGACAUCUUCAGUCCUUUGGUGAUUAAAUGCACAUUAGCAAAUCUGUGUCUUGUCCUAAUUCACUAUUGUACCGCAUGAGCAGAGGCUAGAAGUAUCAUCUGGAUUGUUGUGAAAUUGUUUGAAAGCAGCAGCACAUCUCUGCUUUUAAUCAUUUUUCCCGUCAUGGUUUAAGUAUAAGCACUGUGAAUGAAGGUAGGCAGGGUUAGCUGCGGGGCUUUUUGUUUUAAUUUUGUGGGCUCCUCCUCCCUUUUUAUGGUGAUGCUAAUUGCAUUGGUAAAAGCAGCUAACCAGUUAAACUUUAGAAUAUACCCUCUAGCCCAGUCUAACUUAGACGCUGUAGAUGGACAAGCUUCAUUGUUUGAACAAAAAAUGGGAACAUUAAACAUCCAUCACCUUCACUAAUACUAUAGUGAUUCUGCUGUCAAGUGUAGAAAAAUCCCUCCAAGAAAAAGCUUGUGACCAUUUUGUAUGGCUUGUCUGGAAAAUCUCCUGUAAAUCUUAUGUUUUAGUAAAAUAUUUUUUGUUAUUCUA
This is a messenger RNA of Prinia subflava (tawny-flanked prinia), 1225 nucleotides long. It is a transcript of the gene UBE2N, whose product is annotated as ubiquitin conjugating enzyme E2 N. The transcript is spliced from 4 exons. Bases 123 to 581 code for a protein of 152 amino acids. Gene Ontology annotation, cellular component: nucleus. Gene Ontology annotation, biological process: protein K63-linked ubiquitination; DNA damage tolerance. The record is from RefSeq and is a predicted model, not a curated record. Gene Ontology annotation, molecular function: ubiquitin conjugating enzyme activity. Lineage: Eukaryota; Metazoa; Chordata; Aves; Passeriformes; Cisticolidae.